UCACAACGAAGUUUACACAUGGAAUACGUUAAGUGUAACAGUGCAUAAUAUUGUUAUGGGGCAAAUGUACGUUCAGUUGGAUGGUCGACUCCGUUUGCGGAGUAAUACGGGACUGGAAUGUAAGCUGUCUUUUAAGAACAAUGAUAGUGGGCCAACGAGACAGAGUACCUUCUUCAAGGGGCACAUAUUCAAGCUAGAGCAAAUUCUUAAAGCGGCUUACGGUAAUUGGACAUCAUUUUUUGCGACAUGUGAUGUUAAUAAUUUUAAUACAAAUUACGAUGAUUGGUUAGAAAUUGCCAAGCAGGCCUUUAACACUCAUCUAUCACAGAAAAACAUACCCCUUAUUCAAGGAUCAAAAAUUCUUUGGAAAAGCCGCCCUCGGCCAUCGAAUUCAUCAGCGAUGUACAAUUUUACGUCAUUUACAUUUCUGUUGAACGAUCCUUCCUAUAUAACGGAAAAAAUAGCUUCAACAGACAGGGCGGCUGAGAAUGAAAAAGAGCGCUUGGAAGUGAAACAGAGGGAAGCUCGUGCGCUGAUGAAGAAAACUCAGGAGAAAUUGCCAAAGUGGUUUGUGAAGCAACACAGAAAAUCAAAAGAUGAAUUGUUGUGGAUUUUUACUGGCACAUACUGGAAUCGUGAAUUUGAUGGCUGCGAAGAUAUUUACUGAAG
This is a messenger RNA of Gongylonema pulchrum, 669 nucleotides long. The record is from the annotation of a GenBank genome assembly. Lineage: Eukaryota; Metazoa; Nematoda; Chromadorea; Rhabditida; Gongylonematidae.